CGCAGUGCCAAUCCUAUGGUCUCUGACCUAACCCUCAACGGAUCAGCGAUGCUACGCAAUGGCUCGCGAGGACUAUCGCGAUGAUCUGAGGCUAUUUGAAGCUCGACACAAAGCUCUAUUGGACCUCUAUGUGCUCAUUGAAAGCACUGUCGACGCAACCAACUACCGUAUCAUCAGAGACAAAGAGACCAUCUACAGCAGGCUAAAAGCCUUGAAGGCAAUCUUUGAGCCUUCCGACAAGCAGCUCAAACAGAGCGCGCGAAUUGCAUACGACCGCGCUAGGAAGUGGUCAUCAAAAAAGGAUCAGGACACAUGGUUUACAGUGUAGAGGAACGCCUAUCUUGACGCCAGAUCAGCCC
Lindgomyces ingoldianus is the source of this 359-nucleotide messenger RNA. RefSeq lists its product as uncharacterized. NCBI's taxonomy places the organism in Eukaryota, Fungi, Ascomycota, Dothideomycetes, Pleosporales, Lindgomycetaceae. The record is from RefSeq and is a predicted model, not a curated record. The coding region runs from base 59 to 328 and encodes 89 amino acids. The transcript has a single exon.